AUGAUGGAACUGACGCCCAGUCCGACAGCCAUCCUGAACUCCCUGUGCCAAGAAUUCCUGCUGGUCAACGUGUCGGCCAUCUUGUACCUGAUGAACUACGAGCAGUAUGGACGUAGCACGGCCAGUGCCCAGUAUUUCCUGCAGCUGGCUGGGUACCUCGGAAUUCCUGUGAUCGCCUGGAAUGCCGACAAUUCCGGCCUGGAAAGGAGGGCCUCGCAAAGCAGCCUGCAGCUGCAGCUGGCACCCUCCCUGGAGCACCAGACGGCGGCGAUGCUGAGCAUCCUCGAGCGGUACAAGUGGCACCAGUUCAGCGUGGUGACGUCCCAGAUAGCCGGGCACGACGACUUCAUCCAGGCCGUGAGAGAGGGCAUCUCCGACAUGCAGGACACCUUCAAGUUCACCAUCCUGAACGCCGUCCUGGUGACCAAGCCCCACGACCUGGUUCAGCUGGUGAACAGCGAGUCGCGGGUCAUGCUGCUCUACGCGACCAGAGAGGAGGCUAUUCACAUCCUGACGGCAGCCAGGGACCUCCACAUCACCGGCGAGAAUUAUGUCUGGGUCGUCACGCAGAGCGUCAUCGAGAACCUCCAAUCUCCGGCGCAGUUCCCGGUCGGGAUGCUGGGCGUGCACUUCGACACGAGCAGCGCCAGCCUGGUCAACGAGAUCUCCACGGCAAUCAAGGUGUACGCCUAUGGGGUCGAGGACUUCAUCAAGGACCCCAGGAAUCGGAACUACAGCCUGAACACGCAGCUCAGCUGCAAGGGCGACGGCGAGUCCCGCUGGAACACCGGGGACCGCUUCUUCAAGUACCUGAAGAACGUUUCCGUGGAGGGGGACCAGGGGAAGCCGAACGUGGAGUUCACGCAAGACGGGGUGCUGAAGGCGGCCGAGCUGAAGAUCAUGAACCUGCGACCCGGGGUCAGCCAGCAGCUCGUCUGGGAGGAGAUCGGGGUGUGGAAGUCCUGGCAGAAGGAGGGUCUGGACAUCAAGGACAUAGUUUGGCCAGGGAAUUCCCAUACACCGCCCCAAGGGGUGCCGGAGAAGUUCCACCUGAGGAUCACCUUCCUGGAAGAGCCGCCCUACAUUAACCUGGCACCUCCAGACCCCAUAAGUGGAAAGUGCCUGAUGGACCGAGGGGUUCUCUGCAGGGUCGCCAAGGAGGCGGAACUUAGGAGGGUGGACGUCCCCUCGGCCAGCAGGAACGAGAGCGUCUUCAGGUGCUGCAGCGGGUUCUGCAUCGACCUGCUGGUCAAGUUCGCCGAGGAGCUGGGCUUCACCUACGAGCUCAUCAGGGUGGAGGACGGCAAGUGGGGCACCCUGGAGAACGGCAAGUGGAACGGCCUCAUAGCCGCCCUGGUGAACCGGGAGACCGAUAUGGUGCUGACCUCCUUGAUGAUCAACUCCGAGCGAGAGGCCGUGGUCGACUUCACGGUGCCUUACAUGGAGACCGGUAUAGCCAUCGUCGUGGCCAAGAGGACGGGCAUCAUCUCGCCCACUGCCUUUCUAGAGCCGUUCGAUACGGCCUCUUGGAUGCUGGUCGGCGCGGUGGCCAUCCAGGUCGCGUCACUCAUGAUCUUCCUCUUCGAGUGGCUCUCGCCAUACGGCUUCGACAUGAAGACGGACCACACGGGGAACCACCGCUUUUCCCUAUUCCGCACGUACUGGCUGGUCUGGGCAGUGCUCUUCCAGGCUGCGGUCCACGUUGACUCCCCCAGAGGGUUCACCGCCAGGUUCAUGACGAACGUCUGGGCCAUGUUCGCUGUGGUCUUCCUGGCCAUCUACACCGCCAACCUGGCGGCCUUCAUGAUCACCCGGGAGGAGUACCACGAGUUCUCGGGGGUGGACGACCAUCGGCUGGCCAAGCCCUACUCGCACAAGCCCAUGUUCCGGUUCGGCACCAUCCCCUGGAGCCACACCGAUAGCACCCUGGCCAAGUACUUCAAGGAGAUGCACGCGUACAUGAGGAAAUACAACAAGAGCAGCGUCAACGAGGGCAUCGGAGCGGUCAUAAGCGGGGAGAUGGACGCCUUCAUCUACGACGGAACCGUGCUGGAUUACCUGGUGGCCAAGGACGAGGAUUGCCGUCUGCUGACGGUCGGCUCCUGGUACGCCAUGACCGGCUACGGUCUCGCCUUCUCCAGGAACUCGAAGUACGUGCAGAUGUUCAACAAACGGCUACUGGAUUUCCGGGAAAACGGUGACUUGGAACGCCUACGGCGUUACUGGAUGACCGGGACCUGUAAACCCGGGAAAGAGGUCCAGAAGAGCAGCGACCCUCUCGCCUUGGAGCAAUUCCUCAGCGCUUUCGUCCUUCUCUUCGCCGGCGUCGCCCUGGCGGCCCUCUUCUUGCUCCUGGAGUACCUCUACUUCAAGUACGUCAGGCACCACUGUGCGAAGAGAGACAGGAGCGGCUGCUGUGCGCUGAUAAGUCUGAGCAUGGGAAAAUCCCUCACCUUCCGUGGAGCCGUCUACGAGGCCCAGGAUAUCCUGCGUCACCACAGGUGCAGGGACCCCAUUUGCGACACCCACCUGUGGAAGGUGAAACACGAGCUGGACAUGGCGAGGAUCAGAAUCCGUCAGCUGGAGAAGGACCUGGAGGCUCACGGCAUCAAGCCGGCGCAGCCCAAAACGGAGAUCGCGGAGAGGGAGACCGUUCUGUGA
Molecule: messenger RNA, 2661 nt
Organism: Orussus abietinus
Lineage: Eukaryota; Metazoa; Arthropoda; Insecta; Hymenoptera; Orussidae
Gene: Nmdar2
Product: glutamate receptor ionotropic, NMDA 2B
Exons: 16
Coding region: 1-2661 (886 amino acids)
Biological process (GO): synaptic transmission, glutamatergic; modulation of chemical synaptic transmission; monoatomic ion transport
Cellular component (GO): postsynaptic membrane; plasma membrane
Molecular function (GO): transmitter-gated monoatomic ion channel activity involved in regulation of postsynaptic membrane potential; NMDA glutamate receptor activity
Source: RefSeq, a predicted model, not a curated record